CUUUGAGCUUGAAGUAUUAUCAGGCCAUAAGCAACCACCUCUUUCUGUGUAGCUAUUGGCGAGCCAUUUUUCUCUGAAGGUAUGGUGUCAUCCAUUACAACCUCGACCGAAGAAACAAUGGCACAGUCUGACUCAAGUUACCCCGUUUUCAGUUACCAUCACAUCUAUAUAUGGAUGCCUCUUGGAGUCCAGCAGGUCGGCCACGCAUCCCUACAUUUAAGUAAUGGCGAAUAUAUCAGUUGGUGGCCUCAAGAGGUCGGAUCUGGGCUAAAGAAACAACGAAGAUUCAACCGCAGCUUGAAAGACGACAAUGUAGCAGAGAAAAUGCCUCCUGACUAUGAAUAUAGGAUUUCGUCUACAAAAUUAGACCUGGAUGAAAUGAUGAAGAGGUGGGAGAAACAAAAGGACACAUCACGGUAUUCCUUACUUCGUCAGAACUGUUGCAGGGUAGUGUACAAUGUCCUCCGAGCAGGCGGAGCCCCAGAGAGUCUUACAAUUGUUUGGAGACCAGAAACUUUACGGAGAUAUUUGGUCAUUUACCAGGGAGGUGGGUCAAGCUUAAAGACUCUGCUUAACAUGCCAGGUUGGGAUUCCCCUUUUAAAGAGAAAAUAAAGAUGUACACAUGGGAAGCUAUGGAUGGAAAUGAAAGACACUUUGCACUAUCUCUGGAUGAGUCAGUGUACGUAAGUUGGUGGCCCCGUACCUCUCGUGCAGCAGAGCAUGCAGGAGAAAGCUUAAUGGAAGAUCGAGAAACGAUUGGACGAGUGGAGGAUAAGACAUAUAUCUUUCCUGACAACGGGAUGGAGUACCACCUGAUGAGGAGACGCUGGAAGCAAAUGUGGCAACAUGAAACAUCUAACAUGUGGGAAACUACCUCGGACUGGGUGGUGUGUAAGAUUCUGAGUGCAGGCGGCCUGUCUUUUUAUGAUUUAGGGAAAUUAAUCACGGAAAACGGAAUGUUUGAAACCAGCGGAAGAAAGUUAUCAUCCAAUUGUAAGGCCUCUGAAAAGGGAUGCCGCCGACUGGAUGUAUCGACUUUGUUUGCAUUGUAAAUAUAAAUGAUUGAAUAAUUGAGAAGAGAAUGAUGACAGAGAAAAUAUUUACUGAAAUCUGGCAGAAACAAUGUUUGCGUUCAGAUACCUACGGCAUACCCAUAUGCUCUACGAUACUGUGUCAGCCUUGGCAUUUGAGUGAUGCUGAUUAUCAGAUCAUUCUCAUGCAUUGAGAUGCAUUUAAAUAUCCAAAUAAGUAAGAUCCUUCAAGCUUAUUGGACAGUGGAUCGAG
This is a messenger RNA of Haliotis rubra (blacklip abalone), 1285 nucleotides long. RefSeq lists its product as uncharacterized. Lineage: Eukaryota; Metazoa; Mollusca; Gastropoda; Lepetellida; Haliotidae. The record is from RefSeq and is a predicted model, not a curated record. The transcript is spliced from 3 exons. The coding region runs from base 82 to 1053 and encodes 323 amino acids.